AUGGCAGAUUUUGAUUACGAUGAAGAAGAACAAGAUUUUGAAAACUACGAUGAAGACGUUUACAACGAAAACAUCGAAGUGAAAAAAAUAAUUCCUCCAAACGAUUUUAAAAGAAAACUGUUGGCAUGCACAAACUGCUAUUUCAUAUUAACUCAAGAAUAGUGGAGAGAUUAUCAAAAUUGUCCUAACUGCGAUGUAUCUAGCAAUAAUCCUAAACCAACUGCAAAGUUUACAGGUAUUACAUGCAUCACUGAUCCAGCAAAAAGUUGGUAGACAAACAGAAUGAGAAUAGUCAAAAGAAAAGAUGUAAAAGUUCCUGGAGCUUAUGCAGUCAAUAUAAACGAAGAUUAUGAUUAUUAAUAAGACACCUUUGAAUGA
Tetrahymena thermophila SB210 is the source of this 378-nucleotide messenger RNA. Its product is annotated as Spt4/RpoE2 zinc finger protein. Gene Ontology annotation, molecular function: RNA polymerase II complex binding; zinc ion binding. Gene Ontology annotation, cellular component: DSIF complex; nucleus. NCBI's taxonomy places the organism in Eukaryota, Ciliophora, Oligohymenophorea, Hymenostomatida, Tetrahymenidae. The record is from RefSeq and is a predicted model, not a curated record. The transcript is spliced from 4 exons. Gene Ontology annotation, biological process: regulation of transcription elongation by RNA polymerase II; positive regulation of DNA-templated transcription, elongation; mRNA processing.